AUGUCUAUCACCAGUGUUGCGAUAGCAUAUACCAUUGACAAUGACUCCUACAUGUUCACCAGUGUUUGUGGUCGCCGCAUUUCCAGCCUCAAGACGGACAUGGAAGCCCUAGGCCUACAGCUGAAUACGGGGAAUAUUGCAGAGAUCGAAACUGGCGACGCUAGCUCAGAUACCCUUGAUUGCAUCCAGAUUAUCCAGCCUAUGCAGCCAUAUCAGGGCGAGCCGAACGUUAGCUGA
Molecule: messenger RNA, 237 nt
Organism: Aspergillus pseudotamarii
Lineage: Eukaryota; Fungi; Ascomycota; Eurotiomycetes; Eurotiales; Aspergillaceae
Exons: 2
Coding region: 1-237 (78 amino acids)
Source: RefSeq, a predicted model, not a curated record